GGGGCAGCACGUAACGUGCCGAUCGAGCGUGUUGGCCGUGACAAAAAGCAAGGCCAGCAGGGAGGAGAGUCUUGCCAAACGGAAGGGGGGAGAGGGCCGAGAGAGAGAGAGAGAGAGAGAGAGAGAGAGAGAGGAGUUGAGCAGCGGAAGGAGGACGGAGAAGGGGAGGAGAGGGCAGGGGAGGCGUGAGUCGGAAGAGGAGAGGGCGCGGCCAUGGUGAAGGAGAGAUUGACCCUGACGCUGGAGAGGUACCACCGCUUCUUCGUCGACCCCUACGCCACCCGCCUCACCACCGUCCACCUCAACAACAUCAUCUACAUGCAUGGUUUCGCCAGGCUCCACGGCAAGAAGUCCCAGAUCAUGGACCACAUGGUGGGGCAGGUCGACCUGCAGCCGCCGCGCCGCUCAACGCUGCACGGUAGCGCCGCGCUCGCGCCGCCCUCCGCCGCGCGGAUCGCCGCCGCACAGGCCUCGGCCGACGUCGACGCCAUCGGCUGGGCGGAGUGCCCCAUCGGCUGCGUCACCGCCUUCUCCGCCUUCGCUGACCCGCCGGACCCGGUGGAGCCCAUGCCCCCGCCCGCCCACCACAUGCUCGCGCUGGCGAUGCCCCUGCGCCGCCCACGCUCCAAGAGGACGCGCACCUCCCCUUACCAGCUCCCUGCCGCGUCCAACACGGCCAAGGUGAAGGAGGAGGCGGUCAUGGAAGAGGAGGGUGAGGAUAUGUCGUUGGCGACGCCGUCGCCGCCGCGAUGGAUGCGCUCCCCUACCCCGCCACCUCCGCCGCCGUCGCCCACGCCGCGGCCACAGACCGUGGUGCCUCCGCCACUAUGGAUGCGCUCCCCUACUCCGCCACCUCCGCCCCCGUCGCCCUCUCCGCGGCCGCAGACCGUGGUGCCUCCGCCUUCGCCGCCGUGCAGGGGCCAGCCUGAGUUGGAGCCGACCCUCUCUCGUCCACCAGGCUUCGGCUCGCCGCCGGAACCAUGCAGGAGCCGGCCUACGCUGGAGCGGAUCCUCCCCACACCACCACCACCAGGCUUCGGCCCGCCGCCGGAACCAUGCAGGAGCGGGCCUACGCUGGAGCCGAUCCUCCCAACACCACCACCACCAGGCUUCGGCCCGCCGCCGGAACCAUGCAGGAGCGGGCCUACGCUGGAGCCGAUCCUCCCAACACCACCACCACCAGGCUUCGGCCCGCCGCCGCAACCAUGCUGGAGCCGGCCUACGUUGGCGCCGCCUCCUACCCCACCACCAGGCUUCGGUUCGCGCCAGGUGGCGCCGCCUCCUCCGCACCUGUCCUGGGGCUUGCCGUUGCGACCGCCGUCGGGCCCAGGAGCGCCUACGUUCACGCAGCAUCUUCAGCCUGCAGGUCCGGCACCACUCUGGCGCUCGCCGAUGUCGCCGUCUUAUCCGGCACCGUGCUGGGGCGCGCCUUCUGGGCCGCCGCCGGCGCAAGCGCCUUGGCGCUGGCCACAUCCACCGCCGCGCUGGGCACCACCUCAUAUGCUGCGCCCGCCGCCGCCACCCUGGGACUGCAUGAGGCCGUUUGCACCUCCUAUGCCGCCGCAACACCCGCCGCAUUUUGAGAUGCAGCAUACGCCACCGGCACCGGGGGCGUGCUCGGGCAGGCAGGUGAUUUACUUCUAGGGACUGCUCUCGUAUCGCAUUUGCUGUUAUUGCUAAGCUUGACAGUUUUUGUUUUGACGGUAGCUAAGCUUGAGAGUUACUACUACACGGUGACGGGAAAAUUAGGGACAAGGUUAUCAAUUUACUGUUGGAGCUGCGAACUGUUUUUGCUCUGCUCCACCUUGCUGCUGCUAGUCUUGCCAUGCCAUUAUUGUGCCCAGAACCAUGAUCAGUGGGGAUAUUGGAAUGAUUCAUGCAUGUCUCAUGUUUACUUA
This is a messenger RNA of Triticum aestivum (bread wheat), 1898 nucleotides long. RefSeq names its product extensin. The record is from RefSeq and is a predicted model, not a curated record. NCBI's taxonomy places the organism in Eukaryota, Viridiplantae, Streptophyta, Magnoliopsida, Poales, Poaceae. The coding region runs from base 214 to 1644 and encodes 476 amino acids. The transcript has 3 exons.